This is a messenger RNA of Psilocybe cubensis, 300 nucleotides long. RefSeq lists its product as uncharacterized. The record is from RefSeq and is a predicted model, not a curated record. Lineage: Eukaryota; Fungi; Basidiomycota; Agaricomycetes; Agaricales; Agrocybaceae. Bases 1 to 300 code for a protein of 99 amino acids. The transcript is spliced from 2 exons.
AUGCACGCCGUUGCGCGUGGGCAUCAGGGGAGAGAUUUGAAAGAGUUUGGCAAGACCACACGGACAUACCACACCUCCCACACCACGCCACACAACACCACACAACACAACACGUUCCAAUACCACGUCACACACCCCAACCCACGUACCACUCCUGCCACAACACCACCAACAGAACUCCAAUCCGACCCAUCAAUCCCCACGCACCUCCCCGAGCUGUACGAGGCACUCCUCAAAGGUAAUAUCAAGCGCGUCGUCGAGCCCUACUCCAUCGUCAAGAUUGGUUAUUAUGCGCAGUAG